This is a messenger RNA of Trypanosoma theileri, 1734 nucleotides long. RefSeq lists its product as uncharacterized. The annotation marks the transcript as partial. The record is from RefSeq and is a predicted model, not a curated record. NCBI's taxonomy places the organism in Eukaryota, Euglenozoa, Kinetoplastea, Trypanosomatida, Trypanosomatidae. The transcript has a single exon.
GAGGUGGAGAAGCUGAAUGAGCAGCUGGCUGCGAAGGAACAGGAGCUGGAGCAGCUGCGCGGCACUGAUGAGGAGAAGAGUCGUGCACAUGAUGCGUUGAAUGAUGAGGUGGAGAAGCUGAAUAAGGAGCUGGCUGAAUUGCAGGCAGAAAAUGAGAAACUUCGUGCCCACGAUGAUCGCUGGGUACCUGAGGCAAGUCGUAGUUCUGGUAGGCGCACUACGUCUCAUCACCGGAAGGAGUUUGACGGUGAGGGUUGGGAUCAGGUGCUGGAAUCGCAGCCUGAGGAGCUGACUCGUGCGUUCGUGAGUGAUGUAGCGGAUGCCUGUCGCGUUGACCCUGACGACGUAAAGAAGGUUGUCUUUUCUCCUGACGGGAAGACGGUUGAGUUCGAUGUUAACCACGAUGAAGGUGUCUCAGCGGAGGAGGUGGAUAGGCUUUUACAGCGUGGGCUUUUUCGUCGCAGUAAGGAGUUGCUGGAGGGUAAGGGACCAUUUGAUAAUAAUUAUUUGUCUUAUGAGGCCUCUGAUUUGAUGCGGCAGGUGAAUGCGUUAGGUGGUAUUGGAAUGUUAAAUGUAAUAACUGAGGAGUUUCUUGAUCGUAUUGUUCUGGAACGGGCGGAGCUUUCGGCAUUGUUGCUUGUGGCGGUAGAGGGAUUUGAUCAUCUUAAUGGCUUGCAUCUGGAUCGGGAAGCGGAACUUUUGGAAGAACUUGAGGAGCAAGCCACAGAGCAUACUGAUAUGCUUGAAAAGAUGGAGGAGAUGGUUGUUUUGCUGGAGGAGGCUCGUCAGACGGAGUGUAGUGUGCGGAAUGAUCUUUUUGCGCGAGAGGAGGAGUUGCUUGAGUUGCAGCGGUUCCGUGAUGAGGAACGACGUGAGCGUGAUAGCAUGUUGCAGGCACAGCAUAACUUGUUGAUGAUAUCACGAAACUCACAUGAGGAACUUACAAAGGAAAAGCUGCAGGAGUUGACAGAUGAGUGUUUGCGUGUAGAGGAGCUUGAGCAACAAGUGGGACAAUUGCAGCAGGAGAAUGCCUCACUGAAGGAGGAGAUGGCUCGGCGUGCGGUGAGUCAUAAAGAAGCGUUGGAUAUACUGAACAGCAAGAUUGCUGGUCUCAUGGUGGAGCUAGAGGUGAAAGGAAUGGAGUACACUGACACACUUGGGAAGUUGGAGGAGUUUGUGGUAUUGCUAGAGGCCGCACGCGCAGCGGAGAAAUCCGCAUUAUUAACUCUUGAGCAAAGAGAACAGGAAUUAUUCGAUCUUCAGGCCGCCCACAAUGAAGAGACGCGUGAGUUGGAGUGUAUCAUACGGCAGCUGGAGGCACGUCUAGGGGCACUGCAAGAGACUCAACGUGAGUUAAGCGAACAACAACAACAACACCAACAAGAACAGAGACAACAUGAGGGUGAAAGUGUUUCUGUAGAUCCCCAGAGCAGCGGUAAUGUUGGGGCGGAGAGGGAUGAUGUAGUGCGGGCCAUGCGGCAACAACUCGAGCGUCUAAAGCGUGAGAAGGAGGCAUUGACAAUGGAGCUUGAGGUGAAGGGGCGACAGCAUGAUGAUGCGAUGGAUGUGCUGAAUCGUAAUAUUGGUGAUUUAAUGAGCGAACUCGAUUCCCGCAUACGCGGCUUUCAGGUAUCGGCAACAAGCGCAAAGGAGAUGCUGCGUGAGAUUGCACUGCUCCGCUCUGCUGAAGAAGAAGAGGAGGAGGAUGAGGAUGUGCCUCAACCAGAAAAUUAA